Gregarina niphandrodes is the source of this 3078-nucleotide messenger RNA. RefSeq lists its product as hypothetical. NCBI's taxonomy places the organism in Eukaryota, Apicomplexa, Conoidasida, Eugregarinorida, Gregarinidae. Bases 1 to 3078 code for a protein of 1025 amino acids. The transcript has a single exon. The record is from RefSeq and is a predicted model, not a curated record.
AUGAAUGACAUGGAUCACCGCCGAAUUCUGCGCCAGAUCCAGACGGAGUGUCUGGAGGCUCAGAAACACCACUUCUAUAAAGACCUUACGGGCCACCUGAUCGUGCACGACGAAUUGGAUCAUCAUUACACAACUAUUAACCCACACCUUACACCGCGUGAAGAACUCGAUGUGGAGGGCGCUGAGGAGGAAGACCUUCUACAUGGAUGCUGCGAUACUGAUGAUAAUGAAAACGAAUAUGGCAACGACGACGACGACGGACUUGUUAUGGUGGUCCAGGCGCUGGAAGAACAGACCACUACCGCCGGACCUGACCAGGCCGCUCAGAACCCAGAUUCAACGUCUGAACCCGAACCGAGCGUACAGCCCGAAGGCACCUUCGCGACGGAGCGGGCAUCUGAACCUUUAUCUGGACCUCUCGAACCGGAGCCUGUGCUGGGACUUGGACCAGCAACGGAAUUCGGGACGGAGCGGGCAUCUGAACCGAAACAACAGCCUGUGCAACAUCCGGUUCAGGGGCUUGAACUAAACCCGGAGCAGGAAGCUGUCCAAGAACCUGAGCAAGACCCUCUCCAAGAGCAUCAGCCUGAGUCUGAGCACGAGCUGGUACAAGAGCUGGAGCUGCAGCAAAGGCAUGAGCCCGAGUCAGAGCACGACCGUGUGCAAGAGCUUGCGCAAGAGCCUGUGCUAGAGCACGAUGAACCUGAGCCUGAGCACGAGCCUGAGCACGAGCAUGAGCCUGAGCACGAGCACGAGCAAGAGCUGGAGCCAGAGCCUCUGCCGGAGCACGAGCCGGUACAAGAGCAUAAGCUGGAGCUGGAGCAAGAGCAUGAGCCCUGGUCUGAGCACGAGCGUGUGCCAGAGCUUGCGCAAGAGCCUGUGCUAGAGCAUGAUGAACUUGAGCACGAGCUUGAGCACGAGCUUGACCACGAGCUUGACCACGAGCUUAAACACGAGCUUGAGCACGAGCCUGAGCACGAGCCUGAGCACGAGCCUGAGCACGAGCCUGAGCACGAGCCGGUACAAGAUCAUGAGCUGGAGCUGGAGGAAGAGCAUGAGCCCGGGCCUGAGCACGACCGUGUGCGAGAGCUUGCGCAAGAGCAUGUGCUAGAGCAUGAUGAACCUGAGCUUGAGCACGAGCUUGAGCACGAGCUUGAGCACGAACCUGAGCACGAACCUGCGCACGAACCUGAGCCCGAGCCUGAGCACGAACCUGAGCACGAACCUGCGCACGAACCUGAGCACGAGCCUGAGCCCGAGCCUGAGCACGUGCCUGAGCACGAGCCUGAGCACGGGCCUGAGCCCGAGACGGUGCAAGAGCAUGAGCCUCUACCUGAGCACGAGCACGAGCAAGAGCCUGUACACGAACAUGAGCCUGAGGUUUCCUCCGACCGUGAGGCUAGCCCGCGUCCUGAGCCAAGCCUUGUUCCUGAGCUUAGUGGUUCUCCCGAGUCUUCCCCUAGGCCUUUCCCCGAGUCUGAAUCCGGACUGGAAUCUGGACUUGAAUCCGGACGCUCUGAGUCGAGAUCUAACUUGGGAGAGGCUUUGCUGAGAGAGGCUUCGCUGGGAGAGGCUUCGCUGGGAGAGGCUUCGCUGGGAGAGGCUUCGCUGGGCGAGGCUUCGCUGGGAGAGGCUUCGCUGGGAGAGGCUUCGCUGGGAGAGGCUUCGCCGGGAAAGGCUUCGCCGGGAGAGGCUUCGCCGGGAGAGGCUUCGCUGCGAGAGCCUUCUCUGGGAGAGGCUUCGCCGGGAAAGGCUUCGCUGGGGGAGGCUUCGCUGGGAGAGGCUUCGCCGGGGGAGCAAUUUGGGUAUGCGGUGGAGUACGCGCAGCCUGUGUCGCUGGUCUACACGGAUCCGUUCGCGAGUGGGUUGAUGAGCGGUUCGGACUGGUCGGAGGGAUCAAACCUACGGCUGCCGGAUACGGACUGCGAUUCGUACCACCGUCUGGACCACUCAGCCAUCCAUCCGCCGCACGUGGUGCUCGCGAGGAACGACUCGGAUGAAGAUGCAGACGAAGACGACUCCGUGGACCUGCUCCUUAAGUCCGUCGACUACACCACGCAGCCGGACGAUGAAUACGAACCAGGCAGCGAUCAGGGUGCCCCGGGCACGUUUUCGGGCGCUCACGGAGGCCUACAAGACGGGCUUGAGACUCCGCGCGCCGAUGAAAGAGACCUGCUUGAUACACCGCCGGAGGCCGCCGAAAGCCAAGCAGGAAGCGAGGCAGCGGAAAGCGAAGUAAACACCAGAGACCUGCUGGGUGGUGACGUAGAAGAGGGCGACAGGGAGGAGGGCGACGGGGCGGAGGGCGACGGCACUACGGAAGAAGUUUUGAAUGCGGACGGAGCGAAGAAUGCGGACGCAAUGGCGAGUGAGGACGCGUCGUGUGGUGAUGAAUGCUGCGGAAGUGGUUUGGAUGACGAUGAGGACGAUGAGGAGGGUGAGGGCCCUAUGACCGACGCGCGUGGUUCGUCGGUCGACAGAGAAAAUCCGAAAGGUGUCCAGGGCAGCCCCGAGGGAGGCAAUCCCGAAGGCCGUGAAAACAAGGAGGCAGGCAACGAGCCGGGUAGCGUAGGCAGGCAGGAGCAAAGUUCGGGCGGGCUUAAGACCGAGGAGGAUGAGAUGUCGUCGGACCUUUUGUCGCUGGCGUCGUCUACGCCGGGGCUGGCCGGAGCCGUAGCGCGUUUGCAUCGAGAAGGUUCGGAGGAGGCGCAGGGAUCAAGCCUGCGGGCGCCGCAUACGAACUCGUACCAACGUCUGGACCACUCGGCCAUCCUCCCGCCGCACGUGGUGCUGGCGAGGAACGGCUCGGAGGAGGCGGAAGACGGAAUCUCGACCCCGAAGGCGCACCUCGAGAUGUCGCGACACAACGACCGCGUCAGUGUCGUCAUCUCGACCGAAGUGAGUCCGCGCACGGCCGCCGAGCUCGCUGCUUCCACCGGCGAACGAGUUAGCCUCUUCGUUACCAAAGUCGCCGCUUCUUCUUGGAUCAGCCAGUGGCCACUGGAUAACGCUGGCCGACCCAAACUACCCGCCCAAAUAAUCGUUAAAAGGGCUCUCGAUAAAGCCACCUCGCACUGA